Messenger RNA from Oikopleura dioica, 2379 nucleotides. NCBI's taxonomy places the organism in Eukaryota, Metazoa, Chordata, Appendicularia, Copelata, Oikopleuridae. The record is from the annotation of a GenBank genome assembly.
AUGUCGACGGCGGUGUUAAAUGGCGUUCCUCUCUCGUACACGACAACGAUUGAACCUGUUCAUGGCGCCAUUAGACAUGCCGUGGAGCACUACCAAUACGACGAUGCGCUUAUUAUGGCGGAGCGCCUUUUUGCCGACAAUCCUGGCCCAGAGGAAGCUUGGCAGAUCGCAAAUUGCCACUAUUUGAUGAAUAACAAAUGGUUGUGUCGUGAGUUUUUGGAAUCUACGCAACUCAAGUCGCCAAAACUUCGAUUUCUGUACGCAAGAGUUCUCGCAGAUUUAAAAGAGACCAAAAACGCCAUUGCCCAGCUGUCCGGCCCGUAUCUCGAAAACGUCGGCCGGCACACGAGAAACGUCUCCGCCUUUCAGCACGAGUUCGAAGACUCUGCUGCCUAUGCCCUCUCCCUCGCUGGUUAUCUUCACAAAAGGCAGGGACUCGCCGACCGCGCGUCAGAGUGCUACAAAAUGGCACUGAAACACAAUCCGUUUCUGUUUACGCCGUAUCAAGAACUUUGCGACAUGGGAAAGGGUGGCGAUCCGGAUAAAAUCCUCGAUUGUACAACACACAAAUACUUUAAUCUCUUGGACUGUAUAUCGCCUUAUCGCGAGCCUUCUUCUGCUUUUGACCAAAGACUUAAAGACAUUCCCUUUCGAAAACAAGCGAAACAAGCUCUUCAACCAGUCACUAACACAAACGUCGGAGCUUCUACUGCCACGAGCGCCGAUGCGGUUACACCAAUUCAAAGGACUGUCUCUACCCCGACUGUUCUGCAUUCAAGUCUGACGAGUUUCGAUAACUUUUCUCCAAUUGCCAUGCACACGGAUAAAACAACUCCGCUUGGGCAAAAUACAGAAGAAUUGAGAAGUCACAUGCAAGAAAUAAAAAAGAUAAAGAAGAAGACAGCUGGAAGCAGAAUAGAAAGAUCAGAGCUUCAGCAGCCUGGUAGAAGGCUUUUCAGUCGUCCAAACGUCAACAUUCCUCGUCAAUCGACGAUGAAAGUCGACGAAAAGGGGUCGAAAGAGAAUUCGGAGAUGCCGACCCGCAGAGUAACCAGAUCAUCAGUGAACACAAGCUCCUCCUCGCCUCGUAUUCCUCGCUUGACGAGUCAGAAUCAACCAGAGACGGAGCCUUCCGAAGAUCCUGAUAAAUCUCUUUCGCGUGAAAGACUAAACCGCCAAUUUGACGAGUUCAGGAAGCAGGUACCCAGCUUACAGGACGACAUGAAGUCGAAGAGGUCGGCCAUCGAGUUGGUCAAGUAUUACAGAAUCAUGGGACAUGCGUAUUUGGCAAGAUCAGAACAGAGAUUUGUCGAGGCGCGUUCGAUGCUCAACUCUCUUCCACCUUCGCAGAGACAAACAGGCUGGGUUCUGAAUGAGAUUGCCCGAACAUACAUGGACGAUCAAAAGUUCCAAUUAGCUAAGGUGCAGUACAAAGAGCUUUUGGAACUGGAACCGUAUCGCGUUGUUGGAAUGGAGUUCUAUGCUUCCUGUUUGUAUAGAUUACAAGAUCAAAUAUCCCUCGAGCAUCUCGCAAAUCGCUUCGUUACCAAGGCCAGAAACCGUCCAGAAACUAUGUGCAUCCUUGGAAAUCUGUUCUCGUACAAUGAGCGGCGCGACAAAGCAACGACAUAUUUCUCGCGCGCUGUGCAAAUCUGCGAUUCCGAUUUUGCUGCUGGUCAGCAAACAGAAUGUCGACACUAUGCUUUCCACUUGUUGGGACACGAGUAUGUUCUGAAGGAAGAAAACGACAGCGCAAUCAAGUGCUUCAAGAACGCAAUAAAGCACAAGGCGAGAUUUGUCAAUGCGUUGACGAGCAUUGGUGAUGUUUUCAUCAAUGCAGAGAAGUACGACCUUGCAGAGAGUUAUUUAUUAACAGCGCUGAGAUACUAUCCAAAGAACGCUACUGUUUGGUCAUACAUGGGCCAGAUUCGCCACAAGAAAGGAGAACUGAAUAAAGCUCUCCAAUGCUUCAAUAAAGCGCUGCAGUUUGAUCCAACACAAGCGAACGCGCUCUUCAUGAAAGCGAACAUGUAUUAUAACCUCGGCGACUAUCAGAAAGCGCUCAACGAGUUGAUACAUCUUGACAAGAUUCACCCCAAACUGGCCCUUGUCAAUUACACCAUGGCAAAGGCAUACCAUCAUUUAGGGCAGAAAUAUCUUGGCAACAAGCAUAUGCAAAUUGCUAAUCAGCUCGAUCCAAAGGGAAAUCACAAGCAAAAAGCUCACGACUCAUCAGAACUGGCAGACAUUGCCAACUACGAGCGGGAUCAAUCGAUGGAAUCUUCAAUUUCUGUAACUCCGACGGCGAUUGAAACGUCCGAAAUGGAGACCGACACGAGUCUUCAAAACCUCGAAGAUCUGCUCAAUGAUGAUUUUUAG